GAUGCAGGGCUGGAGCGUCCUGUGGGUGCCGGGCACCGACCACGCCGGCAUCGCCACCCAGGCCAUCGUGGAGCGCUGGCUGUGGCAGCAGCGCCGGCUACGCCGGCAGGACCUGGGCCGGGCCGAGUUCCUGCGCGAGGUUUGGCGCUGGAAGGAGCGGCACGGGGACGAGAUCCUGCAGCAGCUGCGCGCGCUCGGGGCCUCGCUGGACUGGAGCCGCUGCGCCUUCACCAUGGACCCCGGCUUCUCCCGCGCUGUCACCGAGGCCUUCGUGCGGCUCUUCCGGGCGGGGCUGAUCCGGCGCGACCAGCGGGUGGUGACGUGGAGCUGCGCCCUGCGCUCGGCGCUGGCCGACAUCGAGGUGGAGCCCCGUGUCCUGACGGGCCCCACGGCGCUGAAUGUCCCCAACUGUCCCCACCCCGUCACCUUCGGCGUCCUCGUCACCUUCGCCUACCCCGUGGAGGGGGACGACGGGCUGGAGGUGCCCGUGGCCACCACGCGCCCUGAGACGCUCUUCGGGGACGUGGCCGUGGCCGUGCACCCGCAGGACCCACGCUACCAGCACCUGCAGGGCCGGCGCGUGCGGCACCCGUUCAGCGGGGCCCUGCUGCCCGUGGUGGGAGACCCCAGCGUGCAGCCCCAGCUGGGCCCAGGGGCGGUGAAGGUGACCCCCGGGCACAGCCCCCAGGACCUGGCGCUGGCCCGUGCCCACGCGCUGCCGCUGCUCUCGGUCAUCGCCGACGACGGCACCUUGUGUCCCCCGGGGGGGGGGUGGCUGCAGGGUGUCCCCAGGUUCGAGGCCCGUGCCCGGGUGGUGGCAGCGCUGGCGCAGCGGGGGCUGCUCCGGGGGGUGCAGGACCACGCCAUGACCCUGCCCCUGUGCAGCGGUGCUGGGCGUGUCCCCAAAGUCCCCAAACCCCUCCCCCGCAGGGACUGGUGCCUGUCCCGCCAGCUCUGGUGGGGCCACCGGGUCCCCGCCUACCAGGUGCGGGGUGGCUCCGCCCCCGCGUGUCCCCAGGAGGGUCCCCAAGGUCCCCAAGGUCCCCAAGGCGCCGAGGGGGAGGGGCCGUGGUUCGUGGGGCGGAGCGAGGCCGAGGCGCGGGCGGCGGCCGCGGGGGCCCUGGGCUGCGCCCCCCAGGAGCUGCACCUGCAGCAAGACCCCGACGUUUUGGACACCUGGUUCUCCUCCGCCCUCUUCCCCUUCGCCGCCCUGGGCUGGCCCGAGCAGAGCCCCGAUCUGGCCCGUUUUUACCCCAAUUCCGUGCUGGUGACAGGCAGUGACCUCCUGUUCUUCUGGGUGGCCCGGAUGGCCAUGCUGGGCCAGCAGCUCACGGGACAGCUGCCCUUCUCACAGGUGCUGCUGCACGCUCUGGUCCGGGACCCCCAGGGCCGCAAGAUGAGCAAAUCCCUGGGGAACGUCAUCGACCCCCGCGACGUCAUCGGGGGGGCCACGCUGCAG
Onychostruthus taczanowskii (white-rumped snowfinch) is the source of this 1459-nucleotide messenger RNA. It is a transcript of the gene VARS2, whose product is annotated as valyl-tRNA synthetase 2, mitochondrial. The transcript is spliced from 13 exons. Gene Ontology annotation, cellular component: cytosol. Lineage: Eukaryota; Metazoa; Chordata; Aves; Passeriformes; Passeridae. Gene Ontology annotation, biological process: valyl-tRNA aminoacylation. Gene Ontology annotation, molecular function: valine-tRNA ligase activity; ATP binding; aminoacyl-tRNA deacylase activity. The annotation marks the transcript as partial. The record is from RefSeq and is a predicted model, not a curated record.